AUAUAUAGUGUAUAAUUAGAGAUUUAAUUUAUAUUUUCUUUUCCUAUGGUUUAUGCUAGAAUUGAAAAGAAUGAUCAUUUAUGUGGGGAAAAAGUUGUUAGAAAACUAUGUCUUUGAAAUAAAAAUCUUUAAUCUUGAUGAUUACAGUAAUAUUUUUACAAACUAUUUGGAUGAGUAUUUUUAAUGUUUAUCCAUCCAUCUAUCCAUACAACCCCCACAUUGGAUACUAUCUAGGGUUUUACUUGUUACCAUAUUGGCAUCUUUAUUGGAAGGUGGUGGUUCUGUAGGAAUGGAAUCUGGAAUAUAGGUAAUGAUUUUAGACAGGGAAUUCCUAAUUUACAAAUAAUUUAUACAUUUAACCCCCUGUCCCUGAACUCCUCUUCCAUUUGCUGCUAUUUGGAAUAUAGACUUAAGAGUUUUUAAAGAACCUGUUAAGUUCACAAGUAAGAGAAAAAUAAAAGCAGAAAUAUUUUGGGGCAAUAAAUACAGACUCAAAUCUAAAUCAUGACCCACUUCCCUAAAAAUGUUUUUCUUCACACUGCCUCAGUAGUUUUUUACUUUAUAUUGCAACAUGUAGAAUUCUACCAGUUAAGGGUUCAUUUGGGCUAACUAGCAUCCUUGUUGAAAAUUGCAAAUUUAGUUAAAGUGAAUUAUUGUAGUCCAGUUGAUUUCUUCCUAUCACAUACCUGAAAUGAACCACACUGAGGCAAUCGAAGUGUUAGAUGGCAAUUUAGGAAUGUAUUUAGGGGAAAGGAUUAUUAUUAAGCAGGAUGAUUGGGAUGCCAUAAUGUAGAAUUUAGGAAAUUGCAGGCAGUAGGACUUGAGAGAGUGCUAACAGAGGAAACAACCAAUUUUAGAAUUUGUCCAGGUAAAGAGGAUCUGGAAUUGGUUAGCUUUAUAUGUUUGUUCUGCCGGGUCUCUAAUGCCCAUGACCAGUAGUAUCUUGGGGAUUAAUAGGUUUCUUUUGGCUAGCCUGGGAACUGGACCAACAUAAGCAACAUUGUAUCACUUUAUAAAAUACAUUUUUAGACUGAACUCAUUUGUAAGUUAGGUUUUGGCCUGUGCUUGUCUUUGUCUCUUGUGCUGUUAUCAUGUGCUCUCAGUUGAUAACAACAGUGAGGUUGCUUUUGCUUUCCUGUCAGUCAUUAUGGAAUUUGCCAGUCAAUCAUGACAUUGUCAAUGGAAGCAGUAAGUGGGAAGGACAGUAAAAGAUUUAGAAUAAAGUAAGAGAAGCCAUUCAGAAAGCAAAAGGGCUUGUGGGCUUAGGGGGUAGUUGUGAGCAGUGUCUCAGACUUCAUUUACAGCAGCAUUGGUAGAUUGACGUGCUAUCUUUCCUAUAAAGUAAUUUUUAUUAUCUGUGAUCACCUCUGAUAGUAAGCCACGAUGGAACGUGAACUCACAUUCAUAUUGAUUUGUGAAUUGAUGGAGAUUACAAAAUGUAGACCCCCUGAUAAAUUAUGUAGGAUGUAAUAUUGACUUUUAUUUCAUAUCUAGAAAUGUGUGAAGUUUUCAUUGGUAGUAGGUAGAUUUUAAAAUAUUUUUCUCCCUGACAAUUGAAUACUUUGUAUUUUAUAUCUGAUACAUUUUCAUUAAUAAAAAUUAUUUUCAAGUGAGCUUAAAUAAAUGUUCGUAAUGAGUCUGAAUCAGCUUUAUCUGCUUGGGGUCGUAGUUACAGUAGAUGCUCCUCAGUCGGGUGAUUGUCUCGCAUCCUUAUCUCUCAUCAUCAUCUGUUUUUCUCCACACAGUGUUAUAGUUUUGCUGCUGGACUCUUCCCUCCCUUCCCCCACCCCAUCAGGAUGAUAUGAGACUUGAAAGAAGACGAUGCAUACAGAUUGUUCCAGUGCUCUCCCUUAACUGUCCCACAGAUGACUGGGAGGAAGUGAAUGGAAACCUCAUCUUCUGACUGAAUAUAGGAAGUGGCAUUCGUUGAAGGAGGAGAGACUUCAGCAUGCAAACCUUCAUCCGUUCGGCUUGCACCGUCGUUUUCAUUCCAUGCUGCUGGCCUUCAGAUGGCUGGACAGAUGCCCCAUUCACAUCAGUACAGUGACCGUCGCCAGCCAAACAUAAGUGACCAACAGGUUUCUGCCUUAUCUUAUUCUGACCAGAUUCAGCAACCUCUAACUAACCAGGUGAUGCCUGAUAUUGUCAUGUUACAGAGGCGGAUGCCCCAAACCUUCCGUGAUCCAGCAACUGCUCCGCUGAGAAAACUCUCUGUUGACUUGAUCAAAACAUAUAAACAUAUUAAUGAGGUUUACUAUGCAAAAAAGAAGCGAAGGCACCAACAGGGCCAGGGAGACGAUUCUAGUCAUAAGAAAGAGCGGAAGGUUUACAAUGAUGGUUAUGAUGAUGACAACUAUGACUAUAUUGUAAAAAACGGAGAAAAGUGGAUGGACCGUUACGAAAUUGAUUCCUUGAUAGGCAAAGGUUCCUUUGGACAGGUUGUAAAGGCGUACGAUCGUGUGGAGCAAGAGUGGGUCGCCAUUAAAAUCAUAAAGAACAAGAAGGCUUUUCUGAAUCAGGCACAGAUAGAAGUGCGGCUUCUUGAGCUCAUGAACAAACAUGACACUGAAAUGAAAUACUACAUAGUGCAUUUGAAACGCCACUUUAUGUUUCGAAACCAUCUCUGUUUAGUUUUUGAAAUGCUGUCCUACAACCUCUAUGACUUAUUGAGGAACACCAAUUUUCGAGGUGUCUCUUUGAACCUAACACGAAAGUUUGCACAACAGAUGUGCACAGCACUGCUUUUCCUUGCGACUCCAGAACUUAGUAUCAUUCACUGUGACCUAAAACCUGAGAAUAUCCUUCUUUGUAACCCCAAACGCAGUGCAAUCAAGAUUGUUGACUUUGGUAGUUCUUGUCAAUUGGGACAGCGGAUAUACCAGUAUAUUCAGAGUCGCUUUUACCGGUCUCCAGAGGUGCUACUGGGAAUGCCUUAUGACCUUGCUAUUGACAUGUGGUCCCUUGGGUGUAUUUUGGUUGAAAUGCACACUGGAGAACCUCUGUUCAGUGGAGCCAAUGAGGUAGAUCAGAUGAAUAAAAUAGUGGAAGUUCUGGGUAUCCCACCUGCUCAUAUUCUUGACCAAGCACCAAAAGCAAGGAAGUUCUUUGAGAAGUUGCCAGAUGGCACUUGGAACUUAAAGAAGACCAAAGAUGGAAAACGGGAGUAUAAACCACCAGCAACCCGUAAGCUUCAUAAUAUUCUUGGAGUAGAAACAGGAGGGCCUGGUGGGCGUCGUGCUGGGGAAUCGGGUCACACGGUAGCUGACUACUUGAAGUUCAAAGACCUCAUUUUAAGGAUGCUUGAUUAUGACCCCAAAACUCGAAUUCAACCAUACUAUGCCCUGCAGCACAGUUUUUUCAAGAAAACAGCCGAUGAAGGCACAAACACGAGUAACAGUGUGUCCACGAGCCCUGCGAUGGAGCAGUCCCAGUCUUCGGGCACCACCUCCAGUACUUCGUCCAGCUCAGGUGGGUCAUCGGGGACAAGCAACAGUGGGAGAGCCAGGUCAGACCCAACGCACCAGCAUCGGCACAGCGGUGGGCACUUCUCAGCUGCCGUCCAGGCCAUGGACUGUGAGACACACAGUCCCCAGGUGCGUCAGCAAUUUCCUGCUCCCCUUGGUUGGUCAGGCACUGAAGCUCCUACACAAGUCACCGUCGAAACUCAUCCUGUUCAAGAAACAACCUUUCAUGUAGCCCCUCAACAGAAUGCAUUGCAUCAUCACCAUGGAAACAGUUCCCAUCACCACCACCACCACCACCACCACCACCACCACCACGGACAACAAGCCUUGGGUAACCGGACCAGGCCAAGGGUCUACAAUUCUCCAACGAAUAGCUCCUCUACCCAGGAUUCUAUGGAGGUUGGCCACAGUCACCACUCCAUGACCUCCCUGUCUUCCUCAACUACUUCCUCCUCUACUUCCUCCUCCUCUACCGGGCAGGGCAACCAGGCCUACCAGAGCCGCCCGGUGGCCGCCAACGCCUUGGACUUCGGACAGAACGGAGCUAUGGACGUUAAUUUAACCGUCUACUCCAAUCCCCGCCAAGAGACGGGCAUAGCUGGACAUCCAACAUACCAGUUUUCUGCUAACACAGGUCCUGCACAUUACAUGACUGAGGGACCUCUGACAAUGAGGCAAGGGGCUGACAGAGAAGAGUCCCCCAUGACAGGAGUUUGUGUGCAGCAGAGUCCUGUAGCUAGCUCGUGACUAAAUUGAAACUUGAGUUUGUUUCUUGUGUGUUUUUAUAGAAGUGGUGUUUUUCCCAAAAAAACAAAGUGCAAAGCUGCUUGAAUCAGAAGGAGAUUAACACACUGAACCGCUACAAGAGGGCAAAGCUGACUUUUUUUUUUUUUUUUAACUUGAAAAGAUCGCAAAGGGACAAUGAAGUUUUUUAAAAGAGCCAUGUCCAAACCCAUCGUCAUGGAUAGCUCAGAGGUGUUCUCUUUGCCUCCCCCGUUUUAACUUGCCACAUCCCAGUCACAGUGGGGUUUUUGUCUUUCUAUUCCACAAAAGUUAAUGUUCCAAUGUUGGUCUUGGUCAUUUGCCAACUAAUUUUAAAAUAAAAAGGCACUGCACCUGAUUUGCAUAAAGGGCCCCAUGAGGGUGUUCCCCCCCUCCUUUUUUUUUUCUUUUCCUGUUUUGUUUUUGUUCUGUUUUGGGUGGGGGUGGGGUGGGAAAUUUGGGUUUUUAAGUCCUCUAAACACACUUGGGCACGGAAAUGCAGUACUGUAAGGAAGAGGGACCUCCAGCUCACACAAACAUCACCUUCAGCUGUAUGGAAGGGACGGUUGUAUUGGAGUUUGUAAGGCACAGUAAGCAUGCUAAGUGGCGGGGAUCAGAACUCUCCUGUCUGAACCUACUGAGGAGCAAAGCAGCAAAUUACAUGGGAUCCUGUGGGUCUCCCGUUGGAGAGGCCACAGUAAGAUAGUAAUGGAACGUGACUGGUCUCCCAACCAAGGUGCACUGAGAAGCAAUCAACGGGUCAGUCUCGGCCAGUCCUGGGGAGGUCUGAGUGGUGGUCUUUGGGAUAACCUUUGGCCUUAUGGAUUUGGACUCGAAAUUAGAAGAGCCUACCAUUUCAGAUGCAAUCACUUUGGACAUGCUUUUGCAGACAGUCCUUAAUGCUGAAAACACAGAGAAUGGGUAAUUCAAGAGGCCUUUCUUUUAAAAUAGACUUUUGUGACCCACUAAUUGUAAGGUAUUGCAAGGUCACUUUGCGUGUGUCAUAAAGGUGACUUCCUUAUUGGGUGAAGGUCACAGAGGUAGUGUUUGCUUUGAUGGAAAUAGCUACAGCUGUGUCCCUUCCUGCUUUUUACUUUUCCCUUUGCUUUUUCUCGGCACGUGGUAUCUCCACCAUUUCUUCUGCACAAAGAUGUCUUCUGUUCAUCCUGAACAUUUUUAAAAAAAUGCAGAAUUUUAUGUGACUGCUUUUUUGCCUCACAAUUAUGCUGUGAAUUUUACAAAAAUUUAUUUUCUUUUUUGAUAAUUUAUUGUACCAAAGCUGUUUUUAUAGCACAUAGAUGUCUGUAACCAAUAAUGUAGCAGUUCUGCACUUUGACACAAGGUGUAACUAGACCAUUUUUAAAUGUCAGUUGAAAAUUAUGGCUGUACUAUUGCUUAAACAAAACUGGAACUGUUGAAUCCAUAGCCAAUACAUUUACAGCAAUCUGUGUACUGAACAUAAUAAUUGACAUCUAAUUCAAGACUACAACACCUGUUACAUUCUAAAUGUGUUCAGGCUUCUGAAGGUAAAGGGACACUGGAUCCAGAAGCUAUGGAACCAGCAGUUGAUUCUUGUAUUCCUGAUUAACCUACUUGUAAACUUGAAAGCAAGAACUUGGUUGCACCAACAGGUCCAAAAUCAGAGCAUGAGUAAAGCAAAGGUCUUAUGCAUGACCUGGAGCGAGCAGGCUGGUGUUGACAGGUGCCUAGUUUCGAGAUUAUGCUGCCUUAAUGUAACACAGUCUGGCAGUUGCUAAAUUUGUGUUCCCAUUUUAAAUUGACCACUUUUUGAGUGUUAGACCUUUGAGCGGUUGAAUUGGGAGAGUGCAGAUGAGUAAUUUACCUGUCCAGGAUCAAAAGAAGCCUAGAAAAGAAGCAGUAAUCUACCUCUGCCGAUAACCCUGUUCAAAACAACUCAGCAGAACACACAUUACUUCUUAUUGGUCAAUUCCAUGUGGCUGACUAGGUCAAUUUUUUUCUGAACAAAAGCAGGUUUUUAUAUGUAAACAGUGAUAAAAGAAAGGCUGAAAACUAUGUGAAUGUGAAUGGAAACUUGGAACUAAUCCGUUUUUAUACACCACAAAAUUUUUUUGUUGUUAAUCAGGAAAUCCAUAUUUAUUUUGUAAUUAAAUGUCAAGCCUGUGGAUGAUUUUUGAACUUGGUAGUUCAUAAAGGUUUACAGUAAAUAAAAGGAUAUCAUCUUGAGUAUAGCAAUAUCAAAAGGAACUCAGUAGUUACUGCUGUUUAGGAGUAUAAGGUAAUGAUGGGUCAGGUCAUUUUUUUCUGUGCUGGUUGCCACAUCUUAAAAAGCACCAAAAAACGAAAGCAGUUUUUAAACCGCUAUUUACAUAAAGGAAGUCAUACAAUCCAAUGCUUCUGCACACUGUGUUAUGUUACAGUCCAGUUUUGUGUGCUUUCCUACACGGUUUGGUUACAGGACUUCUGUGCAUUGUAAACAUAAACAGCAUGGAAAAGGUUAAAUACCUGUGUGCAGAUUGUAAGAUCUGGUCCGGACUUGCUGUGUAUAUUGUAACGUUAAAUGAAAAAGAACCCCCCUUUGUAUUAUAGUCAUGCGGUCUUAUGUAUGAUAAACAGUUGAAUAAUUUGU
Miniopterus natalensis is the source of this 6834-nucleotide messenger RNA. Lineage: Eukaryota; Metazoa; Chordata; Mammalia; Chiroptera; Miniopteridae. The record is from RefSeq and is a predicted model, not a curated record.